Molecule: messenger RNA, 1131 nt
Organism: Toxorhynchites rutilus septentrionalis
Lineage: Eukaryota; Metazoa; Arthropoda; Insecta; Diptera; Culicidae
Gene: tex
Product: THO complex subunit 3
Exons: 2
Coding region: 103-1071 (322 amino acids)
Biological process (GO): mRNA export from nucleus
Cellular component (GO): THO complex part of transcription export complex
Molecular function (GO): protein binding
Source: RefSeq, a predicted model, not a curated record
CUACUGUCAAGCAUCAAAAUUCAUAAACAAAACACACAAAACAAACAUCGUGACUGAAUCGGACCCGGCUUCAAUCGAAAUUCUGCAGCAAAAACAUCGGCAAUGGUAUCGACUAAGUCCCAAGUGGAAGAGUUGCAGGAGUAUUUUAAAACGCACAAUAAAACCCGGGAAGCUACGAAAGCACACACCGCAAAGGUUCACUCUGUUGGCUGGAACUGCGAUGGACGCCGGUUGGCGUCCGGUUCGUUCGAUAAAUCGGUUGUGAUUUUCACACUGGAUCGGGAGCGAUUGAACAAAGAAAGCACUUACCGUGGUCACACCGGAUCGGUGGAUCAAUUGUGUUGGCACGCGUCGCUCCCAGAUUUACUGAGCACGGCAAGCGGGGACAAAACCGUGCGCAUCUGGGAUGCACGAGUUGGCAAAUGCGCCACAAUUAUCAACACCAAGGGAGAGAAUAUUAACAUCACGUGGUCUCCGGAUGGGAACACCAUUGCAGUCGGUAACAAGGAAGAUUUGGUAACAUUUAUCGACGCCCGGAUGUAUAAAAUCCUGGCUGAGGAACAGUUCACGUUCGAGGUAAAUGAGAUCGCCUGGAGUAACGGUAGCGAUUUGUUCUUCCUGACGAAUGGACAGGGAUGCGUCCACAUUCUGAACUAUCCGGAUCUCAACCUGCAGCAAGUUUUGAAGGCUCAUCCGAGCACAUGCAUUUGCAUUGAGUUUGAUCCAACUGGUAAAUAUUUCGCCACUGGAUCGGCGGACGCACUGGUAUCGCUCUGGGAUGCUGAGGAACUUGCUUGUUUGCGGGUAUUUUCCCGUUUGGAUUGGCCCGUAAGAACAAUCUCAUUCAGUCACGAUGGAAAAUUGCUGGCUUCCGCUAGUGAGGACUUGAUAAUCGACAUUGGAGACACCGAGACGGGCGAGAAGGUCGGGGACAUUUCGGUUGACGCGGCUACGUUUACAGUCGCAUGGCAUCCGAAGCAGUACAUUUUGGCGUACGCUUGCGACGAUAAGGAUGCAAACGAUCGACGACGCGACGCAGGUAGCCUUAAGGUGUGGGGGUUUAGCGAAUAGAACUGUAUUUAUAAAAAAAAAUAAACGUUUAAUUUUUACUAUGCCCAAGUUUCCUCCUGA